AUGGAUUCAUCAGCGUCGAUGCCAUGCCUUUCUCGGUUUAGUGCGAGAGAAAUCGGAAGCAGUGAUGAUUAUGUGAUUCCUUACGGUGAUUGGUUCAGAUAUGUUUCAUGCCCUCAUUACCUAGCUGAGAUAGUGAUAUAUGCUGGUAUUCUGGUUGCUAGUGGAUGCUCUGACAUUACAGUGUGGUUGCUUUUUAUCUUUGUGGCGAAUCUUGUGUUUGCAGCAGCAGAUACUCAACAAUGGUAUUUAAGAAAAUUUGACAACUACCCUAGAGAGCGUUAUGCUAUAAUUCCAUGUCGGAAAUCUUCCUCCUACUAUGUUGCUGACGUCAUCCACCAAUUUUCAGGAUACAUCGGCGUUGUUUUCCCCAAUAUAGAGGUCAGUAAGAAGUGGAAGUCUUGUUUGACAACUGAGCCUAGCAUUUCAAAGAAAUCAUAG
Molecule: messenger RNA, 438 nt
Organism: Oldenlandia corymbosa var. corymbosa
Lineage: Eukaryota; Viridiplantae; Streptophyta; Magnoliopsida; Gentianales; Rubiaceae
Source: the annotation of a GenBank genome assembly